Molecule: messenger RNA, 27782 nt
Organism: Nylanderia fulva
Lineage: Eukaryota; Metazoa; Arthropoda; Insecta; Hymenoptera; Formicidae
Source: RefSeq, a predicted model, not a curated record
UCCGAGGCGACGUGGCCUGCACGGCGGAGCGACAUACCGCGUCCUCUCCAAUUCUCUCUCGGUGCGCUCUCUUCUCUCUCUGUCUGUCUUUUCCUCUUCUCUUUCCUUCCUUCUCUAUUCCGCAGCCUGUCUGUCCCUCUCUCUUUCGCUCCCCUACUGUUCCUGUGCGCCUCUUCUCUCGUCAUCUCGCUGCCGCCUCCGUCCUUGCGCCUGACUCUAUUUCUCCUCUCCUUCUUAUCUCCUGUCCUCAUCUAUCGCGUACGCUUUUCCUUGUCGCUCCAGCACCUGGCUCGCGACUCCGCUCCGGAUACUCGGCGACUUCGUCAACGCGCGGCGAUAUAUAUACAUAUAUACAUACGUACGUUCUUCGGGACGGAGGAAUUCGCAGUGCCACGUUUCGAAGCGCCCCCGGUCGUCGCCGUGUGUCGCGCGUGUGUCCAGGAGUUAGUGAACUGUGCGCCGGAGAGCAAGCGCUCGAUCCUUUUCAGCCUGGUGUUGUUCGGUCGUUAUUCGCGGGUGUCAGUGACAUUAUUCUAGUCUAAUAGGUUUUCCAUCGUGUUGUCACUGACAGGAGUACACGUGACGAGCCGGGAGUUUUUCGAGAAUUCACAAAGUGCCAUACCGUACACGAGGUCGGAAAGAUAUAAAGCGACGUUCGCAUUUGCAUACCGCGCGGCAGGUUGGAAUCCGAAGGUAAGAGAAUCCUUGGCCGAUUCUCCGAACGAUCGACGGAACGGUUUGAGAAUUCGAUCGCGUUCCAAGUCCGAACCUGGUGCACGUUGUGUGUAAACAGCAACCAGAUAAUCGGCGGGCAUCCCGAGACUCGAUGCAUCGAGCAUUCUAAACCGCUCUGACCGCCAACGAUAUACGGUAGAAAAACGAGAAUUUAUUCAACGAACGAUUGAUUCGAAAACUAGAAGCUCCUCCGACUCGAGGCGAAUCUCGAGAAAAAGAGAGAGAGACGAUAAACCUGCAAAAAUGUAAAAAUAUUUAUUCACACGAUUUUUAUUAUACGAGUCAGUAAUACGAACAGUGAAUCGAGGUAUAUCUCAAGGUGCGAUUUUUACAAACAGAUAAAAUUUCGAACGCGAAAAUUCACAAAGUGUCGGAACUUUGUUUCGGGCGGGAGGAACAGAGUGUGCCGGUUCGUGAAUGUUCAUGGUGUCAUGAUACAGUUCGCGUAGCCGGGCAUGAACGUUGAAACCUGCACCCUCUACUUCGCUGGGACGGCCCGGGGCCCGGAGAAGGACAGGAUGUCGACCCAGGCAUACUACAAGGAGCGGCUCGGUUUCGAUCCGGCCGACACCGUAGCCGAGCAUCAGCGCGAGCAGCGCUCUCAGCACGGUUACGAGGAGUCGCUCUCCAAGUUCAAAGACGAACGAGAUGCUAUACAGAAAAAGACCUUCACGAAAUGGGUGAACAAGCAUUUGAAAAAGCAUUGGAAAUACGUCAAGACUUACACGUGCUUACACGUGUGCGUCCUUGUGAACAACCAACCAUGCUGUUCCCCCACCGCGAGCAGACAUGUCGGCGAUCUAUUCGAAGAUCUACGCGACGGUCACAAUCUCAUCUCCCUGUUGGAAGUGCUUUCCGGCGAGCAUCUUCCGCGAGAGAGAGGCCGAAUGCGUUUCCACAUGCUGCAAAACGUGCAAAUGGCCCUCGACUUUCUACGGUACAAGAAGAUCAAGCUGGUGAACAUCCGAGCGGAAGAUAUCGUGGACGGUAACCCGAAGCUCACGCUGGGCCUGAUAUGGACCAUCAUCCUGCACUUCCAGAGAUGGCGACGCAAGAUAUCCGAUAUAGUAGUCGGUCAGGAACCGAACGUGACAGCGCGCGAGGCUCUCCUGAGAUGGGCCCGACGAUCGACCGCCCGAUAUCCUGGCGUCCGAGUGACCGACUUUACUGGUUCCUGGCGGGAUGGUUUGGCUUUCAGUGCUCUUCUCCACCGGAAUCGGCCGGAUCUCGUCGAUUGGAGAAAUGCACGUUCGAGCCAGCCGCGCGAGCGACUCGAUCGGGUCUUUUACGUCGCCGAGCGCGAGUACGGCGUUACCAGGCUUCUCGAUCCAGAAGAUGUUGAUACCCCCGAACCAGACGAGAAGUCCUUGAUAACGUACAUCUCUUCGCUCUACGACGUGUUCCCGGAGCCGCCGGCCAUUCACCCUCUAUACGAUGCCGAGGCACAAAGACGAUCCGCGGAAUAUCGCGAACUCGCGACCUCGCUUCACAUGUGGAUCCGCGAGAAGAUGGCUCUCAUGCAGGAGCGAUCCUUCCCACCGACUCUGAUUGAGAUGAAAAAACUAGCAGCUGACAGUACCAAGUUUAAGAACGAGGAGGUUCCACCGCGAUACAGGGACAAACAGCGGUUGACGUACAUCUUCAGAGAUCUGCAAAAGUACUUCGAAGCGGUGGGUGAGGUGGAUAUGGAACCGGAAUUGCAUAUUGAAGUCAUAGAGAAGAAUUGGAAUCGUCUGAUAAUGCUACAUCAGGAACGCGAGCAAUCUAUUAUCGACGAAAUUAAACGACUUGAGCGUCUGCAACGACUUGCCGAGAAAGUGCAUCGCGAGAUGAAAACGACCGACAAUAGACUGGAGGAGCUCGAACGACGCGUGGAAGAUGAGGCUCGCAAGCUCGAUCGUCUUCAUCCUUUAGAGGCGAAACACGCAGUGGACUUGCUGGAGCAGGAUAUACGCAGCACGGAAACCCAGAUACAGAAUAUAUUCACCGAUGUUCACACCCUUACGGAGGGUAGAUACAGUCAGGCGCCUGAGCUUCAUAAAAGAGUGCAGAAAUUGCAUCAAAGAUGGGUCGUACUACGAUCACUCUUGCACAGACGUCUAGUGCAACCACUCUCCGCGGUGUCCUUCCCCGUUGAAGAGCGCGUUGUCACAAAACAUCGCACUACAGUGCACGAAACACGAUUAGUUGAUACCAAUCCUCAUUUCCGUGCGUUACACGAUUGCAUAGAUUGGUGUAAGAACAAACUGAAGCAUCUGCAAGAAGCGGACUAUGGAUCGGAUUUGCCUAGCGUGCAAAAUGAAUUAGACGUACAUCAGAGAGAGCACAAAAACAUCGAUCAGUUCCAGGCCAAGGUCGACAAGUGCGUACAAGCGAAGAACAAUUUCCACGGUGAAGAGCUCACGUUGUACAGCCAGCAUCUCAGCACUCUGCAGAAGCUUUACGCCGAGCUUCUUGCCAUAUCGAAUAAAAGACUCUCUGAUUUGGACACCUUAAACGAUUUCAUACAAUCGGCGACUGGUGAACUGGUUUGGUUGAACGCUAAAGAGGAAACUGAAGUCACGCGUGACUGGAGCGACAAAAACCUUAAUGUACAGAGUAUUGAACAAUAUUACGAGCAAACGUAUGGAUCAGGCAUAGAGUCUUUGAUGAGCGAUUUGGAGAAGCGCGAGAUACAAUUUUCUGCAGUGCAAGAUCGCGGUGAGGCAUUAAUUCUUCAGCAUCAUCCCGCGGCGAAAACUAUCGAAGCCUACAUGUCAGCGAUGCAAACUCAAUGGGCCUGGCUGCUACAACUCACUCUGUGUCUCGAGGUGCAUUUGAGACACGCCGCACAAAACCAGCAAUUCUUUAAAGACAUUCAACAGACCGAGCAGCUGAUCUCCAAACACGACGAAACAUUGAAUACCAUUUACUCGCAAUCUGAUUUCUCGUUGGAUGAGGGAGAACGGCUUUUGAAGGGCAUGCAAGAGUUGCGCGAGGAACUCAAUAAUUGUCAUAUUCACGUGCAGAGACUUGUGGAGAGAGCAAAGGAUAUCGUUCCAAUGAAGCAACGCAAGCAACCUGUUGUACGACCGUUACAGGUCACUUGCAUCUGUAAUUACAAGCAAGUCAAUAUGUCCAUCGAUAAAGGAGAGCAAUGCACAUUAUACGACAAUUCUGGCAGAGUUAAGUGGCGCGUCAAAAACACGCAGGGUGUAGAAUCUCCUGUACCGGGUGUCUGCUUUGCGUUACAACCUCCUGAUAAGGAAGCAUUGGAUGCCGCGGAAAGAUUGAGACGGCAAUAUGACAGAAGUAUCGCUCUCUGGCAACGAAAAGAAUUGAGACUAAGACAAAACAUGAUAUUUGCGACUAUCAAAGUGGUCAAAGGUUGGGACUUGCCGCAGUUUUUGGCAAUGGGACAAGAUCAACGCACUGUUAUCAGAAACGCGUUGAACGAGGACGCAAAUAAAUUGCUUUCCGAGGGAGAUCCAGCGGAUCCACAGCUUAGAAGAUUGAAACGAGAAAUGGCGGAUGUUAACCGACUUUUCGAUGAUUUCGAGAAACGCGCCAGGGCCGAGGAAGAAUCGAAGAACGCCGGGCGCAUUUUCAAUGAACAGGCGUCUUCACUUCAGCAGGCACUCGACGAAGCUGAAAGAAUAUUGAAUUCGCGCAUAGCCGCGCCUUUACCUCGAGAUAUCGAUAGUCUAGAAUAUCUUGUGCUACAACAUAAAGAUUUUGAACAGAAUUUACAACGCUUAGCGCCAGACGUGGAAGAGAUACAGCAGACGUUCCGCGGAAUUACUUUGAAGACUCCGGCUAUGAGGAACAAGCUCGAUAACAUCACGACCAAAUGGAAACAUCUGUGGAAUCUACAUAACUUGUACAUUGAACGUUUGAAAUGCGUCGAAAUUGUUUUAUCCAGUCUCGAGGAAAAUACGACAGUUAUCUCCGAGUUUGAAAUCAAAUUAGCCUCUUUUGGCGAAUUACCUGCGGACGUCAAGGGUCUUCAAAUCGUAUUAGAGGAUCUUAUGGUUUUGCAGAACGCUAUCGCGCAUCAGCAAGUAUCGGUAGAUCAACUAAACGAAGAUGCGCAUAAUGCUAGACGUCUCGUGGAGAAGUCGAGACCGAAUCACCGCGGUCCACAUGGCGACAUGGACAGACUUGAUGCUGAAGUUAACAAAUUGAACGCGCGAUGGACAAACGUCUGCGGACAGUUAGUCGAUAGGCUGAGAAGCGCCGAAACGGCUUAUGGAUUGGCACAACAAUAUCAAAAUUCGUAUCAGAACGAGGUGGACUUUGUCGACGAGUCGUACGUAAAGCUCGAGGUGGAGAACACGAAGAAUCUGCUGGGCAAUGUACUGGAUCGCACGCUGGCAAUCGAGGCAGUGAACAUGACUGGCGGCAGACUGAUUCGCGAAGGAAAGAUCUACGGACAGAGGCUCCGAGCGUUCAAAGAACAAUUGGAAGAUAUCUGCCCGUCGUUGGACGCCUCGGUGAAGAGGCCGCGAAGAGAUUCCGUUAUUACGGUCGAUAAUGUUGCGCGCGAUCUAGAUACGCUGAACCGAAGAUAUACGACCCUUGUGAACCUGCUCGAGGAACGGAUUAAGCAAUUGGCGCUGCUACAUCCUGAAGACAUUUCCUUACAGCGUGUUCUUCAAGAACAGAGGCCACUGCGAACGUUCCGUACAGAGUUCAACAUAUAUGAAAGUACUACUAGCGAGGAGCGUUAUACAUCCACAACCACACACUACACUCAGUCGCAAUACACCUCCGAGAGACAUGAGUCCACCGAGACGACAUUUUCGAGCGAAACCUCGAAGCGAAUUUACAGCGCAGAACAGACUCCGUAUCGACCUAAUGGCGAGACCACCAGUCCGGAGGUCGUUUCACCCAUCGGUGGUAGCUCGAAACGCUCGUACGAGAGCGAGACGACGAGCUCCUCCAAUAGACGACAUCAUCAGCAGCAAGAGUUCUCAUCCGUCGUGGACAGCGGCGGGUUUAGUAGCGAGCUUAGGGAUCUUAGGAGGGUACCGCGUGUCGAUGAUGGGGGUGUUGUCGGCGCGGAGAACGUGAUUGACGUUAGGGGUAUCGUAGAUCCGAGCAGCGGCGAGGUCCUGACAGUCGGCGAAGCGAUUCGACUCAGAAUCCUCGACGUUAGGAACGGUAGGAUCGUGACGUCGAGCGACGGCAGGACGAGCGUGUCGAUCGAGGAGGCCGCGCGCGACGGUAUCAUCGACAUCGCUCUGGCUGAUCGGCUGUUAGGUCCAUGCGGGGUCAAGUCCGAGGAGGGCCGUCGGGUGUCCCUACUCGAGGCGAUCCAGCGGGAGCUCUGCGACGCCGAGCGGGCGGACAUCGCGGACCGAGUUAAGGUAACGACAGUGGGCGCCGAAAGCGGCGCCGUCGCGGGGAUUAGCGUUGUCGAUGCGAUGAAGCAAGGUUUGUUGGACCCGGCCACGGGAGAAGUCGUCGCCGAGAAUGGCGAACGGAUCUCGAUCGAGGAGGCGUACUCGCGCGGUUACCUUACCAAGGUUGACGUGACUGUUAGGGUGAGCCGUAACGCCAUCGCGCUUUCGGACGCGAUAUCUCAGGGUCUCGUGGACGAUCGAUCCGGCCGCAUUAUCGACAGGAUUACCGGUGAGUCCCAUCUGUUGGACGAGGCGAUCGACAAAGGUAUUAUCGAGCCGAAGGUGAGAGAGAUCGUGGACACGCGGAACGAUACCAAGGUGACGGUGGCUGAAGCCACGACACGCGGUAUACUGAACUCCAAGAGCGGCAAAUACAUGCAUGGUUUAUCGAUGGAGAAGCUGCCGUUUAAGGAAGCUCGUCGUCGGCAGUUGAUUGUUAAGCCGAUGACGCUCAAAGAUUGUUGCGACUUGGAAAUCAUUGACGAUAAGGGUAAGAUCGUCAGUCCGGCUCAUCGCAGUAAAUUAACGAUACUAGAGGCCAUAUCUCGAGGCGUUUUAGACUCGGAGAAUAUUAAAUCUAUAGUAGAUACUCGAACGGGUGAAAUGAUCACGCUCGCGGAUGCCUUAGCCAAUGGUAUAAUUAAAGUCGAAGGUACAUAUCGGGAUAUGUUAAAGGCCGAAGAACUGUCUAUUCCUCAAGCCGUUGAGAAAGGUUUGAUUACGUCCGUAACGCAAAAAACUAUCUUUGACAUCGACGGUUUCAAGGAUCCGGUUUCUGGCGAAUAUAUUAGUCUGAACGCGGCUUUGCUGAAGGGCUUGAUUAGUUCAAAAUCCGGUGGUACUUUUACGAUCGAUCUGAAAACUGGGAAGACCGUUUCGUUGAGUGAAGCGGAAGAACAAGGAUACAUUAGACCGGAAGUGCUAGAGAUGCUGAAUCGUGGUAUCGGUAUCAUCGAAAAUGGAUGCGAAGUGAGUGUUUUGGAAGCCGUAUUGCUCGGCUUGCUUGAUCCAAAGUCCGGUCAAAUCCUGGAUCCGCGUAGUAAGAGAAUAGUUCCUCUGGAAGAGGCAAUUAAGCGUGGACUCAUUACUCCUGAUGGUGCCGCAUUACUCACCAGUAUGCUGAACAUUGCAGUCACCACGCAAACUGUGACGAAGACUAUUAGGAAGUACGUGACGACGUUGCAUACCGGCGAGGUCGUUACGAGAGAUUACAAAAUGAGUUAUGAAGAAGCAUUGAACAGCGGAUUGAUUGACGAAGAUAGAAAUGAAUUCAAAGAUCCUGAUUCGGGAAUAACGAUGUCCAUCGAAGAUGCUGUUGAGCAGAAUCUACUCGGUAAUGAUGCUCAAUAUAUUAGUCAUUCGUCUCGAGAACGCACUCCGGAUUCAGCACAUACGACUUUCGAGAGCACUUUAACGACAAGUAUCGAUGAUAUAUCUAAAAGAAGCGAGUCACCGCCUAGAGCAAUUGGAACGGUUACUACUAUCAUUACGAAAGAGAUAACUCCACCAGCGUCUUCCACACCGAAGAAGGAAUUAUCUUCCGUUACAAUGACGAUUUCACCAACUGAUUCUGUUCCUUCUGUGACAGAUUCACUCGCGCCAAAGACUGGAAAAACGACAUCUACGACAAUUAAUGAAGCGAUCAAAUCUCAAACAUCUGAAAUAACAUUGAAAACAAAUCUCUUUGAAGAAACACAUGUAGUAAGUCAUACAGGCACUCCUAAAUCACCUGACGAAAAAGAAGAUAUGGAAUCAAAAAUAAUUACAUCAACCACACUAACAACGCCAACUACAAGUUACAAAUCAGAGAUCACGAAAUUUAUAGAGAGUGAACGUGCUUCCACUGAUAAACGAGUGUUUGAGCUACCCGCGGAUGGUUGGACACUCGCUGAGGCUAUCGACAGGAAACUCUUUGAUCCUGCGACAGGUCUUUUUAUAAUUCCAGGCACCGACAGAUUAGUUUCCUUUGAAGAAUGCAUUAAGCUACAAAUUAUUAAUCCAAAUUCUGGUUUUGUUAUCGAUCCCAAUAAUGGAAGAAAAGUGUCCUUGGUUCGAAGCUUAGAAAAAAAUAUUUUAGACUCUACAGGUCACUAUAGUUAUCCGCAAAAGAUUUCCAUGAGAGAAGCGAUCGCGAACGGACUGAUUAUAUUAGAAGGUGAAUUGAAUACCGACAGUGAUAAUGCUAAUCAAAGACUUCUGCAAAUCACGAGAGUUUCGGGUCAACCUGACAAAGUAGAGUUGACGCAUAUUGGCGAUCCUUCUCAACAAACGGAAAUAAAGGUCAGCGAUGAAGUCUCCUUGCCAGAUCCGGUACAAGUAACUCAGGGAGUAAUUUACGAUCCAGGAACGGCUUUGGUGAUCUCCACAAAAACCGGCAAAUCUGAAAAUCUUCUGGCCGCAGUUUCUGAAGGAACAAUACCAUCUACCGCUGUAAUCGUCAAGGAUCCAACAACUGGUAAAGAUAUUAGCAUGGCGGAUGCUGUCAAUCGUGGCAUUCUUGACAUGAACACACGUGAAUAUAAAAUCGACGGUGGCAGGAAAAUAUCGCUGCUCGAUGCAGCGAAGUUCGGAGUAAUAGCCGUUCUUGGUGCUCCUCUUGCGGCUACCGCAGCUGCUAUAGAAGCGGUGCAAAGAACGAUGGUUAAAGAUCCAGUAACUGGCAAGAAAAUACCGAGGGAAGUCGCCAUCGAACGUGGUAUCAUUCAAAUGCAUGACAACGCAACUUCACCGAUUAUUGAAUCUGCAACUGGUACACCCGAUGGCGAACAUGAAAAAAUUAUUGCACAAGUUACAAUACACGAUAAACCUGAAAAAGUUUACGUGCCAAAGGAAGAUAGUAGUAAGAGCGCAACAUUAACUGACUCGUUCAUCAGUGACGUUCCAGAUGGCGAAAGUCUUGGUACGAAAACUAGAGCGCGAGUGACGGUCGAACCGAGAUAUCAGGUCACAAUUGGCAAAGCGAGAACUGUAUCACAGAGUCCUGAACGGGAAGCGAAGCCUAUUGUUCUUCAGAAGAUGCGGAAGAGGAUAGUCAAGGUUGAAGAGGCAUUGAAGAGUGGUCUCAUCGAUAUGGAAACGGCGGAUACUUUUGCAAAGAACAUGUGCAACGAGAAAGGAGAACCGAUUACUCUUUCGGAAGCUAUUCGCGACAAUCAAAUAAACGCUGAUCAGGGACAGAUUGUGGAUCCUCAACGGGGCGACGUGCUUACCAUCAAGCAAGCUGUCGAUCGCGGAAUUUUGGACCCGGAAAACGCACACAUAUUAGUGCCCUUGGCAAAGAGCUUGUCCGUGCAUAGCUUAUAUACGCAAGGCUUGUUAGAUCCUUUGGAAGGUAAAAUCGUUCAUCCAGAAACCGGUGCGCAUCUCACUCUCAACGAAGCUAUAGUAUGCGAAAUAGUAGAUCCUUUAUCCAACGUGAUAUUUACUGUCGACGGUCAUACAGAAACGUUGCAGUCUGCCAUCGCGAAUGAUACUAUUGAUGCAGAAAGAUCGUUGGUGAAGACGCAAAGUGGUAGUGUGAAUCUAGUCAAGGCGAUAGAAAAUAAGGUAUUCGAAUUGAGGGAACCAAUCGAAUCUUCCGAUAUACCACCGGCUGGAAUGACAUUCCCUGUCGCGUUAAAACGUGGAUUGAUAGACAUGAGCAAGAAAGAAAUUCGUCAUCCGAUUACUGGGGAACAUCUGCCACUAGAAGCCGCUAUAAAAGGAGACUUCAUCAUGGCGUUACCUUAUCCAGUGGCACCUGAUAGUAUAGAAAUAACAAAAGCUCUGGAAUCGGGACUGAUCGAUAAGGAUAACGAUAUAUUUUUCCAUCCUACUACAGGAACUCCAAUCCCCAUCGCCGAGGCUGUUGAAUCUGGUCUACUCAUUAUUAAACCGCCAGUCAGCGGUAAGAACACAAUAGCUGCUAUCACCGAAACAAUUACGUCAUAUCAUACUAUCACAACCAAGAUGGUCGAACUUUUGCCAGGUUACGCGUUGAAGAGCGCAACGGAGGUGCAAGAUAUUAACACAGGGAAUAUUAUUACUAUUACAGAAGCUCGACAAAGAGGAAUAAUUAAGGAUGAAUCGGAAAGCAAGGAGGAAUUCACAACGAAAGACAUCAAAAUGUCCUUCGAUCACGCAGUAGAAAAAGGAUUCGUGGAUAUGACGAAAGGUACUUAUACCAAUCCUUGCACCGGCACCACAAUGUCUAUCGCUAAGGCUGUCGAGGAAGGAAUUCUUGACACUUCAUCUAGCAAGAGCGAAUCUGUAUCACCUAAAAAAUCCAGUACCAGUUUGACCGUGUUAGAGGCGGUCGAGCAGAUUUACGAUGAAGAAACCGGGACGUUUAAAGAUCCCGAGACGAAUGAAUCUUACAACUUAAAGGAAGCAAUGGAAGUAGGCUUAAUCGAAUCUGAUUCCGUGCUUUAUAAUGUGAAAACCAAAGAAGCAAUUACCACUAAAGAAGCAAUCGAAAAAGGCCUACUCAAUCCUGCUACUGGAAAAAUGGAGACCUUGCGAGAUCAGAAGAAUCGUCCAAUUAACAUAGCGCAAGCUACGAAAAUGGGUCUUUUGGCAGUCAUCGCCGCACCGGUGUUGGCUGGAAAAGCAGUAGUCGACGCAAUUUCGAGUCACAAGUCUAAAGAAACAAAGCCGAGUGUACUCGCGACGGCGAAAUCAUCCGUGGCAAAGAAGGAAUCAUCUACAGAAAUUAUUUCGAAACAAAUUCAAGUUAGCCAGGGACUUUCUCGUAUUGAUUCAUUUAAAAGUGAGGCGCCUAUCUCGCAAGAAAGCAAAAAAUCAAACGCAGCAAUGACACAAGAACAUUCAUCGGCGCAGAGAGAGGAACCUUCGUAUGCGGAACAGAUCGACAUUGAAGAUAUGGAAAUAGAGGACGAUGGUAAAUUGACGACAAUCGAAGAAAUGCCUAAGCAAGUUUCUAUAAUUAUUACGAAAGAAUUAACGCCUAAUAUUCUAGCGAAAUAUGGAGUAUUUGAUCCGGUAAGAGAAAAAUUUUUGGAUCCAGAGACAGGCACUGUUACUUCCUUCAAUGAUUUGGUCUUGAAUCUGCAAGUUUUCGAUCCUGAUCGGGUGCUUGUCAAGAAUCUGUCUUCCAAGACGGACACGUAUGUGACAUUGCGUGAAGCGAUUAGCAAGCCUCUUUUAGAUCGAAAUGUCGCUUACAUGGUUGAUCCGAAGACUGGCAAGAAGAUACCGUUCUUCGAGGCUGUACGCUUGGAAUGGAUUAAACAGGAACCAGAGGACGAAGUAGAAGAAGAAACACUCGCAAAAUCGCAGCCUCUGAAUUUGCAGGAUGCUAUCGAUACUGGUAUAUGUAAUCCUAUCACGGGGACGAUUCAAGAUCCUAAAUCAGGACAAGCGUUAUCUAUGAGCGAGGCUAUCGAUAUGGGACUCAUCGAUCCUGAGUUACUUAGCGUGAGAAAUCCUAUUACUGAAGAGAUUAUGUCACUAUCCGAGGCGUUGGAAACCGAAGCUCUCGAUCUUCGCAAAGACGAAAUUAGCACAGAAAUCGACGUCGUCACGUCCGCGUUCUUGCGAGGUUUGAUCGUGCCUACUUCUCGCAAGCCGAUCUCACUGGAAGCCAUUAUCAGAAAAGGUUUUUAUGAUACCGAGAUGGGUAAAAUACAGGAUCCAUUUACUAAACAACCGAUCGAUGUUGAGGAGGGUGUUCGUAGAGGCAUUGUCGACGCUUUUAUCACCGAAAUCGAGGAUACGAAGGCCGGUUCAUCCGUUUCAUUAGAUGACGCACUGACGAUGAACCUGAUUCACAGCACAGGUCGUUUGUGCGAUACGAGAGCGGGAGAACUUCUACCAUUAGACGUAGCGCUUAACAAAGGUUUAAUUAUCACAACGCCGUUUGUGCUUUCAUUAAUUGACACAAUCGUUCAGGAGUAUUAUUCACCAAAAACUGGCCUUGUAUUAAAUCCCAUGACAGGCGAGAAUCUAACACUGAAGGAGGCAUUGGCUAUUGGCUACGUUAACGGUUCCACGACAGUAAUCAAAGAUGAUAGAAAAGACGAAGUUAUUUCCCUUAACGAGGCAGAGGAAUGUAAGGUGAUAGAUCUAGUAAGAGGAACAUUGAACUAUCCACAUUCUAUGACGUUGGACAUUGCUUUCGAGAAAGGAUACAUCUUGAGUACUGUGAAACCGUGGACGUUGCAAGAAGCUUUAGCUCUUCAAAUUUACGAUCCGAAGACUGGCAGUUUUAACAUUGACGGUAAUAAUUAUACUUUAGAAGAGAUGAUCGAGAAGAGUUUUAUUAGCAAGGACAGUCCAUCGAUUAAAGAUCCAAGAAACAACGAUAUUAUAUCUCUGGGUGACGCUAUCAAGCAUGGCUUCGUCAACGCGAAGACUGGUACAGCUAUCGAUCCGUGCACCAGUGUGCCUCUUUCGUUAACAGAUGCAUUGGAUCGCGGCUUCAUCAUGCCAGCGAAACGCAAGAUAUCCUUACCGGACGCAGUCUUCAAAGGUUUAUAUGAUCCAAAGACCGGACAAUUUACAGUACCUGACACGCAAGAGAAACUCCCUACCGAUCGCGCAAUUAAGAUGGGCGUGAUAGACACGACGACUGCGAUCGUACGAGAUCCCAACGGUGACGUGAUGACGUUUAACAAGGCUAUCAAGACCUCCGUAGUCGACCCUAAAUCUGGAACAGUCAGUCGCUCUAGAGGACCACCCGUAGACUUCCAGGAAGCGCUAGAACGCGGUCUGCUUCUUGAAACAAGAAGACCUAUGAGCUUCAGCGAGGCUAUUUCAAAGGGUAUUCUCGAUGAGAAAACCAAUAAAUUUUUAGAUCCACAGACGGGAAUUUAUUUAACAAUAUUGGAAGCUAUUCAAAAGAAUCUGAUAGACGCUGAUUCGGUUACCGUCAAAGACACUCGAUCCAGCGUCUGGAAAACGAUGACGUUGAUGGAAGCUAUACAUCAGAGUUAUGUGGAUGGCACUACUGGUUAUCUCAAGGAUGCCAGCAAAAGUAACAGGAACGUAUCUCUAAGGGACGCCUUCGAAUCCGGCCUUAUCGUUGACAGCAGAGCCGCCGUCUCUCUACAACGUACUAUUCAUCAAGGAUUGUACGACGAUAACACAGGCAAGAUCACAGAUUCCAGCACAGGAAGAAGCGUAACGUUACACGAAGCGAUGAGGAAAUGCAUCAUUAGCCCCACGUUGCCGUGUUACUGGGACAAGCGUAGCGAACGAUUGUUAUCGUUGGCAGAGACGUGUCGCGCUGGCGUGAUCGACAGACGCACCGGUAUGUUUAAAGAACCAGGCGCUAGCGGUUCAGUCUCGUUGUCAGUCGCAUUACAACUUGGUCUCAUUGUUGACAUCGAGAGUAUGGGAUUCGGUCUUUAUGAGGCAUUAUUGAUGAACAUGUACGAUGUCUCAUCGGGCAAGUUCGUGCAUCCAACCAACAAUCGCAAGCUAACAUUGGCCGAAUCGUGCCAAAUGGAUCUGAUAAAUCCGUUGAUAUCUAUCGUCAAAUGUACCAAAUCUAACAGAUACAUUCCGUUGGCUGAGGCGAUCUCUGCCGGCAUCAUCGACGAUAUUCGCGGUAUGUAUAUCAUUCGUGAGUUAGACAAAGCGAUUAAUCUGCAAGAAGCGAGGAAGAAGGGUUUUAUCGUCACGUCGAAGACGUCUCUGUCGAUCGAGGAGUCAGUCAAAUGUUUCCUUUAUCGCGGAGACAGCGGCAAGUUCGCUGAUCCCGUUGCCAACGAGUAUCACGAUCUGCUUCAAGCAAUCAAUUCUGGCCUCAUAGAUCCCGAUACUACUGCUCUGAAGGAUGCGACGACUGGACAGAUCAAGUCACUGUUGGCAGGAAUUGAAGAUGGAACGGUCGAUGUGUCUCGAGGGAGAAUUUUGGAUCCAAAGACGACGCGCGCUUUUAAUAUCGAUGUUGCUUUAGAAAGAGGUUUGCUAGUCACGAUCGAUAAACCUCUGGCGCAACAGAUGAUACAUCGUUCGCCCUUGGAAACUUUCAAAGCCGGACCUGGCGAUAGAAGCGUCAAAGAAUGCACUCUAGAAGAAGCGAUCAAUUUCGAACUGAUUGAUCCAAACACGUCGGUUGUGAAAGAUCCUAGAACUGGUCGAUUCGUGACGACGACGAGAGCGAUAAAGGACGGUAUUGUGGAUCCAUCUGUUAAAGGCAUGAUCGAAUUGAAUGGCGGAGACAAAAGAGAACCGCGUUUUGUGCGUUUCGGUGAUGUCACUGUCUUUGUUAGGGAACCUCUCACCUUCGAGGAAGCUAUCGAAAAGGAAUAUCUGUCGCUGGAAUCGGGCAAAUUCACCGAUCCGAUCUCGAACGAACAAUUGACUCUCAAGGAAGCGGUCAGCCUCGGUAUCGUAGACUCUGAUUCGGCGUUAAUCAAAGAUUCGCAGAAAAAGAAGCUGGUAAAAUUGCCGGAAGCCUUCCGCAAGGGCAUGAUGGACGCGGAAAAGAGUAACGUGCUGGACACAGCCACGUCCAAAUUGUACAGUUUGUCCAAGGCUCUGGAGAUUGGUUUGUUGAUCACUCCGAAAAACGGCGUCUCGUUUAUCGAAGCGCUGCAGUUUGGUCUUUAUAAUCCGACCACAGGCAGUUUUCACGAUCCAUUUGUUGUCACUUCCGUAUUAGAUCGCAGACGUCUCACGUUGGCGAACACGAUCGAGUCGGGUUUGAUCGAUCCGUCCACCACCGUGAUUAAAGAUCCAUUUACGGGUAAUAUCGAGAGUUUGUUAGAGGCGGUGAAUAGCGGGAAGGUAGAUUCCGUGGGGGGCAGAUUAGUUGAAGACACGGACGGCAAGAGUAUCGACUUCGUGAAGGCCUUGGAACGAGGUUACAUACUCGCCGCUGAAGCCAGGCAAGCAGUGGAGGAAAAAUACAAGCUCUGUGACGAAAUGCUGUCUAAACUGUUGCAAUGGAUCUCCGAAGUUGAGGACAAGCUAGCGGACCAGGACACCGUGAAGGAAGAUGUUGAAGAGUUGAGGAAGCAGAUAAUUACCAUGAAAGACAUUAAGGAGGAUCUCGAGUCGCACAAUCGGCCCGUAUCAUCGUGUCUAGAUCAGAUUCGACAAGUCGUCUUGACUGGAGGCAACGUAUUGUCUAGCGAUGAAGUGUCCACGUUGGAGAAGAAUGGUCGGUCUCUCAAAACCCGAUUCGACAAGGCGUUAGAUCGCACUGAUAAAUUAGUGAAACGUCUCACUGGUGCUAGAGACGAAUUGACAAAGUUCAAGAAUGAACUGACAACAUUUUCAAUUUGGUUGGAUAAAACCAGAAAUAUUCUCGAAGAAAAGGAACGUUCUCUGUCCGAUCUGAACAAGCUGAGCAGUAGUACAGAUACAACUCGCGAUUUCAUUAGCGAUGUCAUCGCUCAUCAAGCAGAUCUGAGAUUCAUCACAAUGGCGGCACAAAAAUUCGUUGACGAGAGCAAAGAAUAUCUUCAAGUUCUCAACGAUUUCAGGACUAGUUUGCCGCAAAGAUUGCCGCACAAAGAGCCCACAGCUAGUCAAGAUUCGCCAGUACGAGCUGAGGUAUCCAGCGCAACAGCUCAGUACAAAGAUCUACUGUCCCGAGCAAAUCUUUUGUCAGAUAGAUUAUCGGGUGUCGGUGGUAAACAGAGAGAUUAUCAUGAUUCUCUGAAUAAGGCUCUAACGUGGUUGAGGGAAGUCGAACCGAAAGUACACAGAGUUAUCUCCGAGCCUGUCGCCGCCGAACCGAAACAAGUAGAGGACCAACUGAGUAAAACAAAGGCAUUGUACAACGAAUUCCUCGCUAAUGAGCGUUUAGUCGAUAAUGCUAAACACAGCGUUGAGGCUCUGUUGAAUUCUCUGGAAGGCCAACUAACGAUCAAAGAGGCUAACGACCUUGAAGAGCCGGUGAAGGCGUUAGAGGAUAAGUACAGACAACUCAGUAACGCCUUGGCUGAUAAAUGUCAAGAACUCGACACAGCACUUGUGAGAAGCCAAGGAGUACAAGAUGCAUUGGACAGUCUGGUUGCAUGGUUGAACAACAUUGAAAGUCAAUUUAAGUCGCUUCAACGUCCGGCAAGUUUGCAGAAGGAACGCUUGGAAGAGCAGCAAAGAGAGCAGCGAUUACUUCAGGCAGAUCUAGAUAGCCACCGCUUGAGCGUAGAAACUAUCACAAGAAACGCCCAGGAUCUUCUUUUAAAUUCCAGCAACGUUCGCAUCGCCAAACGUAUCGAGAGCAAAUUGAAAGAUGUACAAAGCAGAUUUGAGAAACUGAUGGACAAGUCUUUGAGACGCGGUGAAUUCUUAGAUGAAAUAGCACAAGCUCUGAACGAAUUUCUCGCUGACGUAUCCAAGUUUGAGAAUUGGUACGCGCACAUAAUGGAGGUUCUCGACUCGAGAGAUCUGGGCAAGUUAGAUAUGUCGGAAUACGAGGGCAAGAUGGCUCGAUUAAUAGACAUGCGAGAAGAUCAACGCGGAAACUUUGAAGAUCUCAUACGUAACGGCAAGAACUUGAUCUCGAAGAAGGAUAUAACCGAGCCCGGCGCGAUUAGAGAUAAGAUUAAGGCUCUCGAAUCUCAAUGGAAGGAAUUGAAUAAUCUGCUCGACGAGAAACAACGAUUGUGCAAGUCGAGGGCGGAACAACAUACGGCAUAUGAGAAACUGCGGGAUCAAGUACUUGAAUGGCUCACCCGUACAGAGAACAGAGUGCAAGGACUCGAACCGGUUGCUGUUGAUCUAGACAAACUAAAGAUACAACAGGAGGAGUUGAAACCCAUACAAAAGGAAUAUCGUGACUACGGCAACACUGUCGAUAAAAUCAAUGAUCUUGGUAUCGCGUAUGAUAGCUUGCUGAAGGAACGUGGCGAGAGUCCGACUCGUCGACGUGGUAGUACUAGCCCAACAAAGAGACCAGUACUGCGAAUGUCACAAGACGGUCGCUCACCGUCACCCACUAAAUCCUACGCAGUUCAAAGUCCGGUCUCCCCAGGUGGUAGCAGCGGAUUCAGCAGUCGCCGUUCGAGUCAAGAUGGUUUCCAUUUGGAAGAAUUAUCGCCGGUUCAACAGCAACUUUCGGAAAUUAAUCAUAGAUACGGAUUACUUGGCGUCAGACUAUCGGAUCGCCAAACAGAAUUGGAUAAUAUUAAGGAAGAAUUGAAGAAAUAUUUGGACCAUUUGAAAAUACUUUCUCAAUUUUUGGACAAGAUUCAGCGACAAUUGCCUAAAGAAAGUAUGCCUGCCACUAAAGACGAUGCGGACAAAACAAUCAAGCAGGUAAAGAUUCUCGUCGAAGAGAUGUAUGAGAAACAGUCUCUAUUAGACAGCACUCGAACGCAAGUACGUGAUUUAGUCAGACGCAAAAAAGGAGCAGACGGUGUGGAUAGAUUGAACGACGAGAUGGAAGAUGUUGUUAGUCGAUGGAAAUCGAUCUCGGACAAAUGCAAGGACAGAAUUAAAUUCUUGGAAGAUGUUAAAGACUUUUACGACACGUAUGAGAGUCUUGACGCUUGGCUUGGCGCUAAGGAACGUAUGCUGAGUGCUUUAGGACCUAUUUCGGCCGAUCCUCGUAUGGCUGCGAGUCAAAUGCAGCAGGUGCAAGUCUUGCGAGAAGAAUUCAGAACUCAACAGCCGCAAGCGGAUCAUCUGGUACAAGUCGGAGAAAGCAUUCUCAUUGCGGUAUCUAUAGAUUCUUCGGACGGACAGAAGAUAAACGCGAGAUUGCAGAGCAUUCGGCAAAGGUGGACGGAUCAAGUGAGAAGAUUGGACGAAAGAGCCCAGAGUUUAGGAGACGCCGCUGAUACUAGUCGCGAAUUCGAUGCCAGUCUUAACCGACUACGAAAUGCCCUGCAAGGAAUUUCAGACAAUUUGGACGAGUUAUCUCUCGAAAAGGAUCCUGAAGAACAGCUUCGUAAAAUCGAAAAUCUAGAGAGGCAAUUGGAAGGUCAAAGGCCGUUAUUAGCGGAUGUGGAGAUGGCUGGUGCGCAGUUGUGCGAAGUUUUGAGUGAUCCAGCAUCGAAAUCCGAAAUCCAAGGAAAGCUUGCCACAGUUGGCAAGAUGUACAACAACUUACAGAAGAAGUUAGAUCACAGAAAGGCUGAAAUCGAAGGCAAUCUUCGAGAUGGAAGGCAAUUUGAGGCUUCCUGUAGCAGAACUUUGGGAUGGCUCGCGGACGAACUUGGCAACAUGUCUGAAAAAUUACUCGUAUCUGCCGACAGAGAAGUUUUGCAACAACAACUUGAUCAUCACGAACCUGUAUACCGAAAUGUGAUGGGCAAAGAACAUGAAGUCAUAAUGCUGCUGAAUAAAGGACGCGAUAUACUUGCAAGAUCUCAAAAAACUGAAAAUCGCUCUCUCCAACGCGACUUGGAUAAAAUGCAAUCACAAUGGGACCGUUUAAAGAAGGACACCGUUGAAAGACACACCAGAUUGCAGACUUGCGCAGAGCAUUGCAAGAAAUAUUACAAAGCCCAAGAUGUGUUUCUUCCAUGGCUUCGACAGGCCGAAGAUAAAUUGGAUAGUUUAAUUCCCUCUUCCUUUAGACGCAAGGACAUCGAAAAGCAACUGAAGGAAUUAUCAUCGUUCAGGAACGAAGUGUGGAAACACUCUGGAGAAUUCGAGAAUAAUAAGAUGCUUGGCGAGACGUUUGUCAGUGCUUGCGACAUUGAUAAACAAAAUGUUAAAAAUGAACUUGGUGCUAUGAAAACUAGAUGGGAUAAACUAAAUAAUGACUUAAUAUCUAGGACGCAGUCCUUGGAAGAUACCGCACGUCACUUAAUGGACUUUAAUGAGAACUUGCGCGAUUUGCAGCAUAGUUUACAACGUUGCGAAGAUAAAUUAGCUUCGCAUGAUGCUCUUGGUGGAGCGGCUAAGGAUCCGAAACUUCUCGAUAGAAUAAAGAAUUUACGAGAAGAGACGACAAAUUUGAAGAAACCUUUACAAUGCGUGAGACAACAGGCUAACGAUCUCGUAAAUAAAGCUGGUGAGCAAGGCGUCGAUGCGACUCAUUUACAAGAUGAAAUUGAUAAUGUCACCGAUCGUAUCAAUGAUUUGCAAGCAAAAUUGGAUGACAGAUGCAACGAACUGCAAAGCGCAGCCACGGCGGUCGCGCAAUUCAAUGAUCAAGCGAAAUCGAUUAAUCAACAGCUGACCGCUCUCGAGAAAGAUCUAGAUUCCAUGAAGGCCCCCGGUAGGGAAAUUAAGAUUGUACGGGCCCAAUUGGAAGAUACUGCUAAAGUCAUCAGCAAAAUUAAUAAAUUGUACGAAGAAAUUGCUGAUCUGCAGAAUCGUGGUGAACGUUUGGUCGAUUACGGUUUCGCUGCUGAUGCUGUUGCAACCAGAGAUCAGGUCGACGGAUUUAAACGACAAAUUGGCAAGCUGGAUGAACGUGCGCGUACUAGAGAAGAUGAGCUCACUUCUACUUUGAAUAAAUUACAAGAAUUCUAUCAAUUGCACACGCACGUUCUAGAUGGUAUCAGUGACGCGAACGAACAUGUCAGAAGAUUCAAACCUGUUGGAUCCGAAGUGGAUUCGAUUAAGGCUCAGCAAGAAGACUUCCGGGCUCUUAAAAUUAACAAGAUGGAACCACUGGCGCAUGCUGUUGAUGGAUGUAAUGCGCUUGGUCAAGGUCUAAUACAAACUGCAGGACGAGAUGUCAACACUAGUAAUAUCGAGAAAGAUGUUGACAAAAUGAAUGAAAGAUGGAAUGAUCUGAAAGAUAGGUUGAACGAGCGAGAUCGCAAACUGGAUGUUGGAUUACUGCAAUCGGGCAAAUUCCAAGAAGCUUUGGAUGGCCUAGAAAAAUGGUUAACCGAUACGGAAGAAAUGGUUUCCAAUCAGAAACCACCAUCCUCAGAUUACAAGGUUGUGAAAGCGCAGCUGCAGGAACAGAAGUUCCUGCGAAAGAUGUUGUUAGAUCGUCAAAAUUCUAUGUCAUCUCUCUACAAUAUGGGACGGGAGGUAGCUGCCGAUGCUGAUUCGAAGGAACGUAAAGCCAUCGAGAAACAAUUGAACAAUUUAAUAGGUAGAUUUGAUAAUCUGACGGAAAGCGCCGCGGAAAGAAUGGAGGCUCUCGAGCAAGCUAUGGUGGUGGCGAAACGAUUCCAAGAUAAAUUGGUACCGCUUGCCAUUUGGUUGGACAAGACGGAAAAGAAAGUAAAGGAUAUGGAAUUGGUUCCAACCGAUGAGGAGAAGAUACAACAACGUAUCAGCGAGCAUGACAUACUUCAUGAGGAUAUUAUAUCUAAAACACCUGAUUUCAGCGAACUCACUGAGAUAGCCAGUCAAUUAAUGUCGCUCGUGGGCGAAGACGAAGCUAGUACAUUGGCUGAUAAACUUCAGGACGCGGCAGAUAGAUAUGCCGCUCUGGUCGAACGAUCCGAGGCUCUCGGCAGCUUGUUGCAACGUUCGAAACAAGGUUUGCGUCAUCUGGUUCUCACGUACCAAGAUCUACAAGCGUGGAUGGAAAGCAUGGAGAUUCGAUUAUCAAAAUAUCGUAUUUUGGCUGUACACACGGAGAAACUCUUACAACAAAUGGAAGAUCUUGCGGAUCUCACAGAAGAAGUCUCGACGCGACAAACGGAGGUUGACAGCACCGUGGAUUCCGGUCUGGAGUUGAUGAAACACAUCUCGAGCGAUGAGGCGCUUCAACUGAAGGACAAAUUGGACUCCCUGCAACGACGAUUUAAUGAUCUCGUCACGCGUGGCUCGGACCUUUUGAAACACGCCCAGGAGUCCUUACCGCUGGUGCAACAAUUCCAUGAUAAUCACAAUCGAUUGAUGGAUUGGAUGCAGGGUGCGGAAUCCGCUCUACAAUCUGCUGAACCUCGCGAGGAGGAGAUUAUCCGACUCGAGAUGGAAAUAUCAGAGUACAGACCUGUUUUGGACAAGAUCAAUGCAGUGGGCCCGCAGUUAUGUCAAUUAUCACCAGGAGAAGGUGCCGCGACUAUCGAGGGUCUUGUAACCAGAGACAACAGACGAUUUGACGCGAUUGCUGAACAGAUUCAGAGGAAAGCGGAGAGAAUUCAGUUAAGCAAGCAGCGGUCCUUGGAAGUAAUUGGCGACAUUGACGAUCUGCUCGACUGGUUCAGAGAAGUGGAUAAUCAACUCCGAGAGGCAGAACCGCCUAGCAGCGAACCUGAGAUUAUUAGAGUACAACUGAAAGAGCAUAAAGCGCUCAAUGAUGAUAUAUCUAGUCAGAAAGGCAGAGUUCGAGAUGUCAUAUCGACGGCGAAGAAAGUAAUACGCGAGAAUGCUCAACACGAAGAUACAUCUACGAUCAGAGACAAGAUGGAAGAUUUGCGAGAAACAAUGGAAAUUGUAUCAAGCCUAUCGACAGACAGAUUGGGAGCUUUGGAGCAGGCUCUACCGCUAGCCGAGCAUCUUCGUGACACCCACGCUGGUCUGGUCAGUUGGCUCGAAGAAGCAGAACAACAAGUCGCUAUGUUACCCAUGCCCGCUUUGCGACCUGACUUAAUAGCGGCGCAGCAGGACAAGAACGAGCUUCUCAUACAGAGCAUCAACGAGCAUAAACCUCUGGUAGAGAAGCUCAACAAGACCGGCGAAGCUCUCAUUAAAUUAUGCAAUGAAGAGGAAGGUUUGAAGGUACAGGACAUUCUGGAAAACGAUAACGCUCGCUAUGCAGCAUUGAGAGCCGAAUUGAGAGGCCGGCAACAGGCCCUGGAACAAGCGCUGCAAGAAUCCUCGCAGUUUUCCGAUAAAUUGGAGGGUAUGUUGCGCGCACUGUCUUCCACCGCUGAUCAGGUGAACGGCGCUGAGCCUAUUAGCGCUCAUCCGCCUCGUCUGCGCAAUCAAAUGGAGGAGAAUGCGGCUUUGGCAGACGAUCUCGCUCAGCGAUCCGAAGCUUACGCAGCCGUCAGAAAAGCUGCGGACGAUGUGAUCAGCAAGGCCGGCAGCAGGGAUCCAGCAGUAAAGGACAUCAAACGUAAACUGGACAAGCUCAACAAAUUAUGGUCCGACGUGCAGAAAGCUACGAACGAUCGCGGUCGCACUUUGGAUGACACUUUGACGGUCGCCGAAAAGUUUUGGGCCGAGUUGAAUGGAGUUAUGGCAACUCUGAGAGAACUGCAAGAUGCACUCGCUGGACAGGCACCGCCAGCAGCUCAACCGGCUGCCAUCGAACAACAGCAAGUUGCGUUGCAAGAAAUUAGGCAAGAAAUUGAUCAGACCAAGCCGGAUGUCGAACAAGUCAGAGCAUCGGGACACGAAUUAAUGGGCUUGUGCGGCGAGCCAGAUAAACCUGAAGUCCGAAAACACAUCGAAGAUUUAGACCAGGCUUGGGACAACGUCACCGCUCUGUACGCUAGACGUGAAGAAAAUCUGAUCGAUGCCAUGGAGAAGGCGAUGGAGUUCCAUGAAACGCUGCAGGAUCUGUUAGAAUUUUUGAAAGAGGCCGAGAUCAGAUUCGAAAACAUGGGUCCGCUCGGCAGUGACAUCGACGAAGUGAAGAGGCAAAUUAAGCAGCUGGCCAACUUCAAGGCCGAAGUGGAUCCACAUAUGGUGAAGGUCGAGGCGUUGAACAGGAGUCUGACAAGGCAAGCGGCUGAAUUAACGGAAAGAACCUCUUCCGAACAAGCAGCAGCGAUCAAGGAACCGCUUGGUGACGUAAACAGACGAUGGGACGGACUAUUGAGAGGUUUGGUGGAGAGGCAACGAUUACUGGAAAACGCAUUAUUGCGACUCGGUCAAUUCCAGCACGCCUUGGACGAGUUGUUGGUGUGGAUCGAUAAAACCGACACUACUUUGGAUAAUCUCAGGCCAGUAGCGGGCGACCCACAGGUGAUCGAAGUCGAGUUGGCCAAGCUGAAAGUUCUAGUGAACGACAUACAGGCUCAUCAGACGAGUGUUGACACCUUGAACGAUGCCGGACGUCAAUUAAUCGAGGAUGGCAAGGGUACCGCGGAGGCGUCUACUACAGCCGAUAAGCUAGGAACGCUGAAUCGUCGUUGGCGGGAUCUACUACAACGCGCCGCCGAUCGUCAGCGAGAAUUGGAGGACGCCUUACGAGAGGCACAAUCCUUUACCGCUGAAAUACAGGACCUGCUCUCGUGGUUGGGCGAUGUUGAUAGUAUGAUAGUAGCUUCUAAGCCUGUUGGUGGAUUGCCGGAGACGGCAUCUGAACAACUGGAACGUUUCAUGGAAGUGUAUAACGAGCUGGAGCAAAAUCGACCAAAAGUCGAGACAGUGCUGCAACAGGGGCAGGAGUACCUAAAGAAAGCGGAUACAACCAGUGCCGGUGGAUUGAACCAUAAUCUGCGAACAUUGAAACAGAAAUGGGAUAACGUACUGGCACGCGCAAGCGAUAAAAAGAUCAAAUUGGAAAUUGCUCUGAAGGAAGCCACCGAGUUCCACGACGCGUUACAGGCCUUCGUCGAUUGGUUGACCAAUGCCGAAAAGAUUCUGACGAAUCUCAAACCCGUCUCGAGGGUCAUGGAGACUAUACUUCAACAAAUCGAAGAACACAAAGCGUUCCAGAAGGAUGUCGGCGUUCAUCGCGAGACCAUGUUGAAUCUCGAUAAAAAGGGAACUCAUCUCAAAUACUUUUCUCAAAAACAGGAUGUGAUUCUUAUCAGGAACUUGCUCGUUAGUGUGCAACACAGAUGGGAACGUGUCGUCUCCAAGUCAGCCGAGAGAACGAGGGCUCUGGAUCAUGGUUACAAGGAAGCUAGAGAGUUCCACGACAGUUGGUCGAACUUGAUGUAUUGGUUAGAUGAUACCGAGAAGACAUUGGACGAAGUCGCUGCUGAUGGGCUUGGUGGCAACGAUCCGGAUAGAAUUAAAUCACGCCUCAAUAGACACCGCGAGAUACAGAAGGCUUUGAGUGCUAAACAAGGUACGUACGAUACCACUAUGAAGAAUGGCAAAAUGUUGAAGGACAAGGCGCCGAAGACCGACGAGCCUGCUUUGAGGGAACUGUUGAACGAGUUGAAAAACAAGUGGACCACGGUCUGCGGUAAAUGCGUCGAUCGACAGAGGAAAUUGGAAGAAGCCUUAUUAUUCUCUGGACAAUUCAAGGAUGCGAUUCAAGCGCUGCUAGAAUGGCUGAGCAAGACCGAGAAAUACUUGGCCAACACCGGACCGUUGCACGGCGAUCUAGACACGGUGACCAAUCUAAUGGAACAGCAUAAGACCUUCGAGAGAGAUCUGGAAUCUCGUGCCUCGCAGAUGGAGUCUGUCAUCAAGACCGGUCGCGAGUUAGAGUCUAAGGCUUCCAUCGAAGACGCGUCGAUGAUUCGAUCGCAGUUGUCCGAAUUGAACAGUCUCUGGGACAGAGUGACCAGUCUCUCGUUGAAGAAGUCCUCACAACUGGAAGAAGCUCUCAGGGAGGCUGAACGACUUCACAAAGCCGUGCACGUGUUGUUAGAAUGGUUGAGCGACGCGGAGAUGAAGUUACGAUUUGCUGGUCCGCUGCCGGAGGAUGAGCAAGAAAGUAGAAACCAAGUGAUGGAACACCAGAGAUUCCUUCGCGAGUUACAGUCUAAAGAAAUUGAGAAGGAUCAUACAUUAGAGUUGGCGCAUAUUAUUCUUGGAAAGGCGCAUCCCGAUGGUGCCGCUGUUAUCAAACAUUGGAUUACGAUUAUUCAAUCGAGGUGGGAAGAAGUGGCGACCUGGGCUUAUCAAAGGAAUCAAAGACUGGAGAACCACAUGCAGGGACUGCAAGAUCUUGACAAUCUUCUCGAGGAGUUAUUAGCCUGGCUCGAAGGUUUGGAGAACACUUUGAACAUCUUGGAAGCGGAACCGUUGCCCGACGACAGGGCUACGCUUGAGAUGCUUAUCGCAGAUCACAGAGAGUUUAUGGAGAACACCAGUCGAAGGCAAAACGAAGUCGAUCGCGUCUGCAAGGCCCGACAAAUUAAGCCGAUUAAGGACGCGAGAAAAAUAUCGAAAGUUAAAUCGCCUGCGCCUACUAAGGAUCUCUAUCAGGAUAGCGAGCAUGAGCAGCCUCAGCCUCGUAAACAAAGCCGAGGCAGCCCAGGUCGUGACAGAACACCAGAUCUUUCGUUGCCACACAUCGGUCCACGCUUCCCGCCUAAAGGAAGCAAAGGAGCAGAACCGGAAUUCCGUAGUCCGCGAGUCAAGCUACUCUGGGAUAAGUGGCGUCACGUUUGGAUGCUGGCGUGGGAACGACAACGUCGUCUUCAGGACAAGUACAAUUAUAUCCAGGAGCUGGAUCGCGUUGCUAACUUUAGCUGGGAAGAUUGGCGCAAGCGUUUCCUAAAAUUCAUGAAUCACAAGAAAUCCAGACUGACCGAUUUAUUCAGGAAAAUGGACAAAAACAACGAUGGACUUAUACCGAGGGAGGACUUUAUUCAAGGAAUUAUGAACACGAAAUUCGAUACUUCUCGUCUGGAGAUGGGUGCUGUUGCUGAUCUCUUCGAUCGUCAUGGCGAGGGCUUGAUAGAUUGGAAAGAGUUCAUCGCCGCUCUACGACCCGAUUGGGAAGAACGACGAACUUAUAACGAUACAGACAAAAUACAUGACGAAGUUAAGCGGCUGGUUAUGUUGUGCACGUGUCGUCAGAAAUUCCGUGUCUUCCAAGUUGGCGAAGGAAAAUACAGGUUUGGUGACAGCCAGAAGUUGCGAUUGGUCCGAAUUUUACGUUCCACAGUCAUGGUACGUGUUGGUGGAGGCUGGGUGGCGCUAGAUGAAUUCCUUUUGAAAAACGAUCCUUGUCGCGUUUUUCUAAUGCCAAUACCGGAUCCUAACAAACCGGAACAACAUGAGGGUUGGUGUCCGCUCGCCAAGGGAAGAACGAAUAUCGAGCUGCGGGAGCAAUUCAUUCUGGCGGAUGGUGUUAGCCAAACCAUGACGGCCUUCCGAUCCAAACCGAGUCCGACUUCGACGCUGCAGCGUACUCCGAUAUCUUCCACCAAUGCUGGACCGAUCACCAAGGUGAGAGAACGCAGUGCUCGCAGCGUACCUAUGGGUCAAACACGAGCCUCGCGCUCAUCCUUGAGUGCCGGCACCCCGGACAGCCUUAGCGACAACGAAAGUUCCUUCAAAAUAUCUAGGAAAUCCAGCACGCCUUAUAGAUCUACUGUGACGCCCGGUGGUAGCCGUCCAUCUAGCAGGCCAGCCUCAAGACCUGCCUCCCGACCUGCUAGCAGACCUAGUAGUCGACCCGCAUCGAGACAAGGAAGCAAGCCACCCAGUCGAUAUGGAUCAACGCAGUCGCUGGAUGAUGAUUCGGGCACUCCGAGUCGCAUUCCGCGAAGAACCGUUGUGGGUGGCUCCAGCAAUACACCGACGUCCAGUAGACAUAACAGUAUAUCCGGUAGGAAACUUACGACCCCGAUGAACGGUUCAAGCUCCCGACCCCGUACCCCGACAGGAUUGAUUAGUCCCGCCAGCGGGGUGCCUUCCAGGUUUGGCUCAAUCCAUAGAGCUUCAAGCAUUCCAACCCUGACUGGUGUCGGAACACCUAUCAGCCGCUCUAGGAUACCUGUGUAUGUGGGAGUGGAUAUAAAAUCUCCUCAGUCGACCACCAGCAAUAUGUCGACUCAAAGCAACCAUUCUACGAUUUCUACUGAUUCCACUGGGAGCAGCUCUGUGUGUACAAAUUCAGCAACUAACAUACCAACAGCCAUUAAACAAACUAGGGUACGCACGCCGUCCAGUGGAUCCAGCACGCCGCUACCACCGUCUUCGAAAUUAUCGAGGAAACCCUCCGGAGCUUCCGACACAUCCGUGUCGGGGACGACCCCGAGUACACGAAAGGGAAAACCCACGCCGAUCGAACAACGCGCGCCGUUCCGAUUAUAAGCUUAUUAACGGAUACAUGUAGCUUAUGAAAAAAUUGCGUAUUAUAUAUAUUGUAUGCCUGAGCGAGAAAAUUAUAUAUAAAUAUAAAAAUGUCCCCGUCGCAAAUUAAAAAAUGGCCGCAUGGUAUUACAGGGAACAUACGAAUAGUUAUUGUGUAAGAUGAGAGAGGAUAGUGAGUGUGUAAUAUACGAAUGCCAAAUUAACUUGAUCAAAAUUUCACAUAGGCAAAUGAGGAAUAUAGAAAUUAUACGAUAUGAUCUUUACAUUUCGUUGAAUUUUCACUAAGUACUGAAUGCCAUUAAAAUUAUAUAAAUUAUACCAAUGAGUAUUCGAUACUCUCUUAGGGGGUAAGGGGGAUUGCAAACAGUUGGGGAAAUAUAUUUAUUUUGUGCCCGCGUUAUAUAGAGAAGAGUGCUUAAAGCGUUAUAUUUAGAUUAUAAUAAUCCACAGUGACAUAAAUUAUUGUUAUACCUAAAUCUUGGUAUUACCGAAAGUGCAGGGUAAUGCUUUAUAAUUGAAAAUAUUUAGGCAAGAUACAAUAAUAUCUUCGCCAGCUUUCUCGAUAAGGACAAUACUAUACUGAAAAGAUUUUAACGUAAAAAAAAAAGAAAUCAGCGAUAUACUAUAUAUGUAUUAUAAUUACGCUUAUUGUGUUUUUCAAGUAUAAUUAGUUACCUGUAACUACUUUUAUAAUUUAGCAUAGUUUGCUCAUUUGUCGCACGCAUACCUUUGCGUGUUUUAUAUGUCGUGUAAAACCAUCGAGGGGUUCUCCCAAUGAGAUUUUUGACUUCUGAUAUUGGGCAAAUUGUAUACUUGAAGACAUUAAUUUAUUUAAUAUUUUUGCUUGACUUAUAUUUGUAUUAAUAUUAUACGACGAAUAAGUAACAUCUAAUGCGCAUUUGUUAAAAACAAAAUAAAUUGUGUAUGCGGUUUUAGAUUCUGAUA